ACUCCACACUCAACUGCUGUUCGACCACUCUAUCUCCGCUCUCGCAGGAAUAGUCUGCGACGACCCCCAAGGCCCACGUUCUCCUCUGCUGACUCCUCCUCAAGGCUCCAACACAUCCACUUCGAGAACUUCCGACCUUAUCGAUAUCCAACCUUUAUUGCCUGCGGCCUUGGCCGAGUGUAUCGAGUUCAAGCCACCCCAUGUUUUGACCUUCCUCUUCGGGACAAGAGUACGUCCGGACAAAGAAAUACAUCAUUUCGUUGUGAGGGAGGUAUAUCGCCAGCAAUGUCGCGACUCCUCUUGUCCGCCUUCAGCAUCACUCGACCAAAGCAUGCGACCAGCUGUCACCCCAUCCAAGAAUGUUAUUCCCCAUCGACUCACUGCCCACAGGCCCGCCUGUCAAAACCAAGCAGGCAUUGAUCCUGCUCGACUUGCAGAAUGAUUUUGUCAGCCUCGAUGGGAAGAUGCCCGUGGCCAAUGUUCUCCCGUUCCUGCCAAACUUGAUCCCGCUCGUCGCAGACUUUCGUGAGAAGGGAGAAGUCAUCUGGGUCGGAACAGAAUACAAGCAGCCGCGGUCUGAUAUCUCUCCUGUCACGGGCUCCCAUUCAAUCCUACUCAAACACAACCUCAAAGAGCAGAACGGUGAAUACGAAGAGAAUCAGUGUCUUGGUGACCCUGAUAACACACGCUCACCCUCCGAAGAUCCCCUAGCUCCGUCGAAAGAGCCCGAUGUCAUGCAUGAUCGUGAAGCAUUCCUUGCUCCGGUCUUGACCACGACUAGGUACAGAUGCUGUAUACCAGGUUCGGUUGGCAUUGAAUAUCCAGACGCCAUAAAUGCCGCCAUGGAUUCACAACGGGAUCUGGUCAUGCUCAAAUCACACUACUCAGCUUUUGUCGACACCUCUCUGCUCAUGCACCUCAGGACAAGACUCAUCACCGAACUCUACAUCUGCGGCUCAUUAUCGAACAUUGCGGUCUACGCUACUGUUCUUGACGCGGUCUGUCAUGGCCUACAGGUCACUAUCAUCGAGGAUUGUCUUGGGUAUAAUGAUGCAUCGUGUCAUGUCGAGGCCGUGCGUCAAAUGGCCGACGAUAUGGGUGCGAAGGGCAUCGACUCUCAGGAACUUCGAGAUGAUCUUGCCGGUCUACUGGGUGAUGUCAUUCGUGAGGAGGAUUUUACCACGAAGUUUGAAGUGAGCCUACCAACACCCACCAGCAGGUCGAAAUCACAUACCUCUAGAAACCGUGUUCAUGACUGGGUAUCCAAGCUAGAUAACGGAGACUCUGGUGCCGCGGAUCUUGCAAAAGGCCGGAACCCGUCGAAAAGCGGUGGAGCUACUGUCAAUCGGGAGGAUUCGAAGACGACUAGUGACUCAUCGGCAAAGUCAACCGAAACCACUUUGGACGAUCGCAGUACUUCUCGAAAGAGGUCAACUAGCGACCUUGAACCUCUGGGGGAAGAUCGCAUUUCCAAAUUACCCCACAAGCCAUCCUCGCGCCGUAGCUCGGAUCAUAACAACCCAGAGCAGUCAAAACGGAAGCAGAACAGCCCCACAGCCCGACAACGCCGGCCUCCUUUCGAAACCUCGACUCGUUCUGCCACUACUGGCACAAUCAAAGCAAUGACGCAGAUGCCAGUAGUCGAGGAUGCCUCCGCUUCGAAUGACAUAGUUUCUGAAGACGGGCAAUCAUCUGCAGGAGCUGACCUAGCCACAAACGUGCAAAGACAGCGAAAGGCACCCAAGAAGAACAAGAAAGUCGGUCUGAAUGUUCUUGGGCCCAACGACGAGAUUGGGCAGGGGAAUUCUCAUGUGUACCUGAAGCUGCUCGACGCAAGUGACGCCGAGAGGGCUUUUCACUCUUGCAAAAAAUCCAUCAAAUGGCAGAAAAUGUUCCACAAGUCUGGUGAAGUGCCACGCUUAGUGGCAGUUCAAGGCGACAUCUCCAAGGCCGACUCCCAGGUACCUAUCUACAGACAUCCGGCUGAUGAGUCUCCCGAGUUGCUUCCAUUCGACUCUAUCGUGGGCAUGCUACGAGAAGCUGCCGAAAGAGCAGUGGGCCAUCGACUGAACCACGCCCUGGUCCAAAUGUAUCGCAGCAGCGAGGACAACAUCUCAGAACACUCCGACAAGACACUGGACAUUGUUCGUGGCUCCAGUAUUGUGAACCUGAGUCUAGGUGCUCAGAGAACAAUGAUUCUUAGGAUGAAAAAAUCAGCCACGUCAGCUGCAGCCAGUGAAGCUGACGCCAACGAGACAAGACCUUCACAACGCAUACACCUUCCGCACAACUCACUCUUCAUCCUAGGCCAGGAGACGAAUCAGCACUGGCUGCAUUCCAUUCGAGCAGACAAGCGACCUGCUUUUGAAAAGGACCCUGCCGAACUAGCAUUCGAUGGAGAAAGGAUUAGUUUGACUUUCCGGUACAUCGGCACGUUCAUCGAUCCUGCUGAGAAGACUAUUUGGGGUCAAGGCGCGACAAGCAAGCAGAGAACGGCAGCACAGAAACUCCUGGACGGACCUGAAGCCGAGAAGCAAGGUGAAGAGAUGAUUAGAGCGUUUGGUCAAGAGAAUCACCGCAGCUCGGACUGGAAUUGGGACGAAUGGUACGGAAAAGGGUUUGAUGUCGUCAACUUUGAGACCAAGACUGUAGAGGUCAGAUCGGAAGAGUUGACAUCGGCCGCGGUGGGAUGAGCAUAGGUUAUCGGCUGGCUUCUUGCACCAUCAUUACUUCAGCAUUCACAGUGGAAGUUGCGAGUAAUGAAUUGGAACUCCUGCCCAUCACGUCCAUUAUAUUGGAUUUUCAGGACUUCGUGGACACAACCACGUCGGGUUCCGAGGUCGCCGAUCUGCAGAUCACCUGCUGGGGAAGACUCGUCAGAGAGGGAACGUCAUGAGUGGAACUUGUGGCCCUCUGUUAGAUGGCUUCGACAUCUCCUAUGAGACGAGUUGCGUAUA
Messenger RNA from Exophiala viscosa, 2957 nucleotides. RefSeq lists its product as uncharacterized. Bases 360 to 2693 code for a protein of 777 amino acids. The record is from RefSeq and is a predicted model, not a curated record. Gene Ontology annotation, biological process: DNA repair; DNA alkylation repair. NCBI's taxonomy places the organism in Eukaryota, Fungi, Ascomycota, Eurotiomycetes, Chaetothyriales, Herpotrichiellaceae. Gene Ontology annotation, cellular component: nucleus. Gene Ontology annotation, molecular function: dioxygenase activity. The transcript has a single exon.